UGAUGGUAUUUGAUUUUCGGAAUUAUUUUUUGGCGCUACAGAAUUCCCGCUAAGAAAAAUGUAAACUCCAUGUUCAGAAUCGUGAAAACAAGGCUAACUUUUUCAGAAUCGAGAAAACAAAAACGCCAAGUCGUUUAACACAGCAAUUUCAGAUGCAAUCAAAGAUCAACACAUUUUUCAAAUCUCCCUCCGACCCCCCUCCUCCUCCCGCUGCCACCACCGACGACGGCGACGAUGAUUUGGCCAACUGGAAAUGGGAGAACAAUCAACACACUAUCAUCAACACUUACACCCGAACUCGUCGAAACCCUAAUCCAAUUCCUUCACCUCCUCCAACUGUAAUCCAAAAACCGGUAGUAGUCAAGAACAAGAAGAGAAGCUACGCUCAGUUCCAUUUGGAAUUAGGUCAAUCCGAUUUCCUGUUACGCGCGUGUUCCACUUGUGGUAUUGAGUUCACUCCCGGAGACGUCGAAGACGAGAAAUUACACGCUCAAUUUCACAAACGCUAUACGCAAGGAAUCCAAUUUAGAGGUUGGAAUAAUGAAAGGGUUGUUUCUUCUGAUAAAAGUGGUCGAGUUAUUAUGGUGUUGGAGAACGAUCCGUCUUCUCACAGGAACAAGGUUCAAGAAGUUGUGAAGAUGAUGGAAAUUGAGAUGGGAAGUGGAUGGAUAGCGAAUCAACACUGUAAGGUUUAUUUGUUCAUUUCUCUCCAGAAGGUUGUUGGGUGCGUGAUUGCAGAACCAAUCAAAGAAGCAUUUCCUGUUUUGUCUUGCUCAGAUGACGGACAAUCAGCUAGCGCAAAGAAAAGGGAGAAGAAGCUGUCUCCAACCACUCUCCAGUUUGGGAAUAUCGUUUUUCAAAGGGAAGUUGGAAAAAGAGCUGCGAAAGUGAAUGUGAGUGAUUCUAUGGAUGGUAGGGCGAUUGUAUGUGCAAGCAAACCUGUUGCUGCUGUUUGUGGCAUUAGAGCCAUUUGGGUCACUCCCUCCAACAGAAGAAAACACAUUGCUAGCCAAUUGCUGAAUGCCGUGAGGAAAAGUUUCUGCACAGAUGAGCUUGAACGUCCUCAGCUAGCAUUUUCUCUACCAACCUCGGUUGGGAAGGCAUUAGCCUGUAGUUACUCUGGCACUGGAUCAUUCUUGGUGUAUAAAGCAGUUUAAACAGUGAGUAAACAGAUGUUGAAAUCAAAUGAAGAAGUAUAGAUGACAUGUUCUUCACUUUCUGUCGGUAAAUGUUUAGGCAAAACCUUAUUGCCAGUGGUGUAAUGAAUGUUGAGUAAGAGAUUUCAUAUGCACUUAAAAAUGUAUUUAUGUUUGUAUCUUCAGUUAUAUAUGACAUUAACCAUUAAUGGUUGUUGUAAUGAGCCACCAUCAAUGAGAAUGUUUGUUAGUAUUUGAUUAUUCCCCUGUAGUAUGUCAUGCUGAGUUCUGUUUCAACAUUCAUUUGUCAAAUUAUUUAGAUAUU
Messenger RNA from Vicia villosa (hairy vetch), 1461 nucleotides. RefSeq names its product protein CHROMOSOME TRANSMISSION FIDELITY 7-like. Gene Ontology annotation, biological process: mitotic sister chromatid cohesion. The transcript is spliced from 5 exons. Gene Ontology annotation, cellular component: chromatin; nucleus. The record is from RefSeq and is a predicted model, not a curated record. Gene Ontology annotation, molecular function: protein-lysine-acetyltransferase activity. NCBI's taxonomy places the organism in Eukaryota, Viridiplantae, Streptophyta, Magnoliopsida, Fabales, Fabaceae. The coding region runs from base 153 to 1157 and encodes 334 amino acids.